Sesamum indicum (sesame) is the source of this 540-nucleotide messenger RNA. The record is from RefSeq and is a predicted model, not a curated record. Lineage: Eukaryota; Viridiplantae; Streptophyta; Magnoliopsida; Lamiales; Pedaliaceae.
AUGGAAUUCCCGUCGUUCCACCAGACGAUAACAAUUCCAAUUUCCCACAAGACCCCGGCGGAAGACGUCCUGGUUGAUGAACAGUCGGUUGGCGAUGCCGAGACUCGGCCUUUUAAGGAUGAUCAGAUCAAAGAAUUAAAAGGAAAAAGAAUGAGUGUCGAAUUCCUUGAUGGACCAACAGUGACGGAAUUCGUCAACGAUUCGCAAAUGUUUGAGAAAUGGGCAAAUGAGAAGUUCAAAUCGCUGGAUGCCAAUGGCGAUGGGGUGCUAAGCCGCGACAAACUCCAGAAACGGGCGGGGAAGUUCUCAUCCAUGGAAUUCGAGUUGCAGUCCAUGGACGAGAUCAAGGGCCUCUACGACCUCCUGUUCGACAAGUUCGAUGUCGAUAGAAGUGGAAGCAUCAAUCCAGAUCAAUUUAGAGCCCUGAUGAAGGAGAUCAUGCUCGCCAAAGCUCGGGGGAUUGGUAAUUCGCCCAUAUGCAUUAUUCUUCAGGAAGAUAGCAUGCUUAUGGGGGCCGUUCGGCGUGCAAAUCCCCGAUAA